This is a messenger RNA of Melozone crissalis (California towhee), 6197 nucleotides long. It is a transcript of the gene AHDC1, whose product is annotated as AT-hook DNA binding motif containing 1. The coding region runs from base 532 to 5472 and encodes 1646 amino acids. NCBI's taxonomy places the organism in Eukaryota, Metazoa, Chordata, Aves, Passeriformes, Passerellidae. The record is from RefSeq and is a predicted model, not a curated record. The transcript is spliced from 7 exons.
CAGCGGAGCGGAGCCGAGCCGCGGUCCCCGCCGCGCACCGAGAGAGGAGCGAGGGGCUGGGCGCGCCUGGCCGCCGGCUCUGCUCCCCCCCUUUUAUCCCAGCCCCCACAAAGCCGGGAGCGGCAGAAGGUGGCGAGCGGUGCCGAGGGCUCCGGGACCCCCGCGGCCGGCCAGGACGCAGCCCCGGCGGGCGGCAGGAGCCUCCCCAAGCGGGCGGGCUCCGAGGGGCGCGGAGCGCAGGAGCCGGCGGAUGGGAGCUCGGUCGCCUGCCAGCCCCUCGCACUGGAGAACGGUGCCAGCCCGCCAGCCGAGUGGUUCGCGUGUGCCCAGGGCUCCGGCCCCCGCCAGCCCGGCAGCGACGGCGACAGCAGGAGCUUCCGAGUGAACCUGCACUGCAAACACCCCCGGAACAGAGAGCUCAAGUGCAACAGCAGGAGCAGCAGCAAAGCCGAGGGUCCUGGUGUCACCUUCCCCGACCCCCAUGUCAGCAACUGCUCGGCCAAGCGGCACGCGGGGGAGGAGGAGGUCAGGAUGCGCGUGAAGCCCCCGGGCCCAGUGGUAACGACCAGCGUUGUGCGCGGCUCGCCCGACUACGUCCGAGAGCCCAAGUUCUACCCGCCGGGACACCCGGUGCAGCGGCCGCCCGCCUGCCCGGCCGAGAAGGCGCUGUCCUGCAGCGUGCUCAGCUUCCCUGAGGGCUCGUGCCCCGCGCUCGGCCGGGAGCACCAGCCAGGCUCGCUGCUGCACGGCGACCCGGCCGACCGCUGCCAGAGCGUCCACGGGGGCACCAAGGCGGCCGAGGAGCUGCUGGGCUGCGCCGGGGAGCCCCGGAUCCUGGGGGGCAGCGCAGAGGAGGCCUCUGCCCGCGACCGGGCGCCCAAAACCUUCCCCAACGCGACGCUGGCCUCGGGCCGCUGCAACGUAGACGGCAUCCUCGCCUUGCUCCGCAGCAAGUGCGGCAACGGGCACAUCAACCUCCACCCUGUGGUGCAGCUCAUCGACAUCAUGAAGGACCUCAACCGCCUCUCUGAGGACCUCAAGAACAGCGGGGUGCACCUGGACUGCGGCAGCCUCCGUGGCGGCGGCGGGGCCCACGAGGACAGCCGCCUCCUGCCCGCUGACCGGGACCUGCAGUACAGCUUCUUCUCCUCGCCCUCCCUGGCCAACAGCAUCCGCAGCCCCGAGGAGCGGGGGGUGCUCCUCAAAUCCGACCCGUCGCGGCACCCCCGGCCCCCGGCCCGUGACGGAGAGCCCGAGGGAGGCGGGGGGAGCGCCCCGCAGCCCCCAGGACACGCUGUGGGUGUGGGCGACGUCUCCAAAGCCCCGGCGGACGAAGCCGGCUGCUCCCAGCCCGACGCCAGCGAUUACUCGGAACUGGCCGAGGCGGACAUCCUGAACGAGCUGGCUUCCCUGGCUUGCCCGGGGACGCAGCUGCUGGAGUCGCAGGCGAUGGAGCCGCAGCCCCAGUUGCUGCCAGCCCAAGAGCUGGACUCCCAAUCCCGGCUGUUGGAUUCCCAGUCCCUGGAGUCACAGCCCCAGCUGCUUGAUUCGCAGAGCCUGGAGCCGCUGCCAGAGUCGCUGGAGCUGCAAAACCUGGAGCCGUUGGGGCUGCAGUCGCUGGAGCCGCUCUCCGAGUCGCUGGAGCUGCAGUCGCUGGAGCCUCUGUCCGAGUCGCUGGAGCUGCAGUCGCUGGAGCCACUGGCGGAGCCUCUGGGGCUGCAGACCCUGGAGCCGCUGCCCGGAGCGCUGGAGCCCCCGCUGCUGCCCACCGAGCCCUCGCUGCUGGAGCCGCAGCCGCUGGGCACCGUCUCGGAGCUGCUGGAGGCGCAGCCGGGCGCCGGGGACCCUCUGCGGCCCCACGGGCUGCAGCCCCGGCUCGGGGGGUGUCCCCCGAGCACCAUGGUGAAGCGGGGUCCCUGCGGGGGCCGGGGGGCCGGGCGGUGCGGCGAGGACCACCGCAAGUACGCCCUGCGCCGGACCGAUAAGCCAAAGAUGCUGUGCCGCCGGAGGAGGGCGGGCCGAGGGCGCCGGGUGGACAUCGCCCCCGAGAGCCACGUGCUGUCCCCCCUCACCCUGCCCGCCGAGCUGCCCCCCGGGCCCGAGGAGCCUGAGCCUGACACGCCGGUGCUGAGCCCCCCGCCGCCACCGCCUCCCACCACGCUGGACCCCAACGAGAUGCCCAAAGCCCCCGCGGCAGGGAAGAAGAGCAAGUGCCGGGGGGUGAGGAAGAUGGUGGUGAAGAUGGCCAAGAUCCCCGUGUCCCUGGGGAGGAGGAACAAGACAACCUACAAGGUGUCAUCGCUCAGCAGCAACCUGAACCUGGAGGGGAAGGAGCUGGCAACCAGCAGCUCCAUGGAGCCCACGCCGCUGCUCAAGAUGAAGAACAAUGGGCGCAACGUGGUCGUGGUGUUCCCCCCUGGCGAGAUGCCUAUCAUCCUGAAGCGCAAGCGGGGCCGGCCUCCCAAAAACCUGCUGCUGGGCCAAGCCAAGCCCAAGGAGCCCACCCCAGAAGUGAAGAAGAGGAGGAGGAGGAAGCAGAAGCUGGCCUCGCCCCAGCCCUCCUACAUCGCGGACACCAAUGACAGCAAGGCCGACUACUCGGACGUGUUGGCCAAGCUGGCCUUCCUGAACCGACAGAGCCAGUGCUCGGGGCGCUGCUCGCCGCCCCGCUGCUGGACCCCCAGCGAGCCCGAGUCCAUCCACCAAGCGCCCGACACCCAGAGCAUCUCCCACUUCCUGCACCGUGUCCAGGGCUUCCGCCGGCGCGGCGGCAAGGCCGGGGGCUUCGGUGGGCGCGGGGGCGGCCACGCCGCCCGCGCCGCACGCUGCUCCUUCAGCGACUUCUUCGAGGGCAUCGGGAAGAAGAAGAAAGCGCCCACGGCCCUCCACGCUGACCCCGUGCACCCCCGCAAGCGCGGCCGGCUGGAGCCCGACCCCGUGGGCAAGCCCAAGCGGAAGCGACGGGCGCGCAAGAACGGGGCCCUGUUCCCCGAGCCCAACUCCGGGCAGAGCUUCGGGGACGGCCCGGCCGCAGAGUGGGGCGGGGGCGAGAAGGGCAGCCCCUGGGCCCCCCACCACGGCCACCCCGGCGGCCAGCCCGGGCGCAACGGUGGCUACCAAGGGGCCGAGGCAAGGCCCUUCCACGCUGCGGGGCUGGAGUCGGGCUCCUCCGGCCGCGCUGGUUUCUAUGCUGGCAGCGCACCGUCCUCGCAGACAGAGGCCGGCCCGGAGCGGCACAGCCUCUUCACCGGCUACUUUCGCUCCUUGCUGGACUCCGAUGAUUCCUCCGACCUGCUGGACUUCGCCCUCUCCGCGUCCCGCUCCGAGUCCCGCAAAUCGGCGGCCGCCUACUCGGCGCCCCCGGCCGCGCUGCCCGGCCAGCGGGGCAUGGCCGCCUACGCCGCCCGCGGCGGCAAAGUGCCGGCGGCCAGCCCCGGCGCCGAGGCCUUCCACGCGGCCAUGCAGGGCCGGCCGGCGUUCCCGCCCGGCCGCGCCUCCAGCGCCUACGGGGUGACCCAAGGCUCCUCCGAGUGCCGGGGCACCGAGUCCUUCCCCAAACUGGCCCCGCCAUCGGCCGUGUCCCGGUCGCCCACGGCUCAUCCAGCAGCCAGUGGCACCCCCGGCUACUCCCCGUACGGCAGCUACGGCAGCGCCGGGCAGAGCGUGGCACCCGCCAGCGUGUUCCCGCCAGGAAAGCAGUACCCAUCAGCACAGGACUGCCCCAACAGCAAGGACUGCAGCUUCGCCUACGGCAGCGGCAGCAGCCUCCCGUCCUCGCCCAGCAGUGCCCACAGUGCCGGCUACGCGCCGCCGACGGCUGGUCCCAGUUUGCCGCUGGGAAAAGCCGCCUUCUUCAACAGCGCCGAGCAGGGGGGGCAGUUCUCCAGCGCCGCGCACACGCCCCUGCGCUGCGACAGCCGCGCCAGCACUGUCUCGCCCGGCGGCUACAUGGUGCCCAAGGGGUCAGCGUCCUUCCAGGCCUCCCCUGAAAACUGCCGGCAGUUCCCCAGCUCCGCGCCGUGGGCCUUCCGGCAGGGCUACGGAGGGUUGGACUGGAGCUCAGAAGCCUUCAGCCAGCUCUACAACCCGGGCUUCGAGUGCCACCUCAAUGAACCCAACGUCAUCCUGGACAUCUCCAACUACACCCCGCAGAAAGCCAAGCAGCAGACGGUCUCCGAGACCUUCUCGGAGUCCUCCUCUGACAGUACCCAGUUCAACCAGCCGGCUGGUUACCGGCGUGCCAACAGCGAGGCGUCCUCCAGCGAGGGCCAGUCGAGCCUCUCCAGCCUGGAGAAGCUGAUGAUGGACUGGAAUGAGGCAUCCUCCGCCCCUGGCUACAACUGGAACCAGAGCGUCCUCUUCCAGAGCAACUCCAAGCCCGGUCGAGGCCGACGGAAGAAGGUGGAUAUGUUCGACACCUCUCACCUGAGUUUCUCCUCCUCUUCCUCAUCUUCCUCCGUGUACCCCUCCAAGAGGAACACGGGACCCCGGCAGCCCCGGGGCUCCCGAGGGGCCUGUGCCUCCAAGAAGGAGAGGGGGACGGGCAAAGCCAAGUUCCCCACCAAGUCGCAGGCGGUGAACCCCCUGUUCCAGGACAGCACGGACCUGGGCUUGGACUACUACAGCGGGGACAGCAGCAUGUCCCCCCUGCCCUCGCAGUCCCGGGGCUUCGGGGUGGGCGAGCGGGACCCCUGCGACUACAGCGGCCCCUACUCCAUGAACCCCUCCACCCCCUCGGAUGGGACCUUUGUGCAGGGGUUCCAGAGCGACUCCCCCGGGUUGGGGCAGCCGGAUUUGGAGAGCAAGCACUUCCCCGCCCUCCCGCACCAGCUGGCGGCCCCCGGCCAGCAGACUGUGUUCGAGGCCGGUUUGCAGAAAGCCUUCUCGCCCAACUGCUCCCCGACCCUGGCCUUCAAGGAGGACCUGCGGGCAGGCAGCAUGCGGAAGCUGCCCGCCUGCGACUCGCUCAAACACAGCAUGCAGGGGGGGGCCCUGCCCCACGCCCCGCACCUGGCCUGCCGCGACCUCCCCAUGCCUCAAGCGCACUAUGACUCCCCCAGCUGCAAAAACCCCCCGUACUGGUAUUCCCCCAACGCUAGCACCCGCAGCCCUUCCUACGACAGCAAAGCGGGGGCCGGCAUGCUGGUGGACUUCAUGGGCAGGACGGACCCCCCGUGUCUGAACCCCCACUUGGGCAGCCCGAGCAGCACCCACCCCUCCAAGGGCGAGAAGGAGCCCUUGGAGAUGUCCCGGGCCCACCACCGGGGACCCUACGCUUGUCCCUUGAUCAAUGACUUGAACAUCUCCCCUGUACCGAGAGACUCAAUGUUGCAGCUGCAGGACAACUACAGGUACCCCAGUUUUGCACCCCAAGGGCACCCCGUCAUGGCCCCCAGCCAGAAGAGCGGGUUUUUGGGACCCAUGGUAGAGCAACAGCACCCUGAGGACACUUUUACGGUCACCUCAUUGUAGUGUCUGCUGACGUGCCAACGGGACAACGAGGUUUUGUUACAGGAGGUAAUUUAGCCAGCACUUUUUUCUGGAACACUUUUCAAGUUCUGUAUUUAACUGGGAUUGGAACCGUUUGUUUGUUUUCUUAAAAAAAAAAAAAAAAAAAGGAAAAAAAAAAGAAAGAAAAAAGGAGAAAAAAGGAAAAAAAAAGGAGAAAAAAAAGAUAAAAAAGAUGAAAAAUAAGCGAAACAAAAGGAAAAAAUUAAUAAUAAUGGAUGAAGAGAGAAACCCCCCGUUUUUCCCCCUCCGCACUCAAACCCGCUCCGCCUGCCAAGCUCCGGCUCUGCUUCCCGAACUGCCGCCCCCCCGCCCCGCAGCAGGACAAUCGGACGGAUGGACGGACAGAGCGCAGGCCCGGCGCAGGCAGGGAGGGCAGGGGGGCUCUGGGGGCCAGCGCUGGGUGCCCCCUGCCCGCAGCCCGGCCGGGGCCCCUCGGCCGCCCCGGGGAGGCUGUUUGGGGAUUCUUUUCUGUUCUGGUCCCUCCCCGCCCGCUGCCGCCUGGGGCUGCUCCCGCCGGACGGACAGCGAUGGGUGCUGCUGAAGCGCUGAGCCCUCCAGCUCUGGCAGCGUCGCCAGCGGGGCUCGGAGACGCCACCGUCACCAGCCCCAGCACCGCCAGCGCUGCGCCCCCCGCCCGCCGCGGCCGCCGGAGCGGAGCAGAGGAGAUGGAAGGAGAUGGAGAGGAG